GCUUUCUCGUUAACAAAGCAGAUAAGAAAACGACAAAGUUCAAACAACGAACUUGUCCAAAGACGCGCAAAAUCUCUCUGUCUCGCUCUCUCUCUUACUCCUUCUUUUCCGAUUUUCUCUCUCUAGAACUCUAUCCCCCCCCCCCCCCCCCCUCUCUCUCUCUGUCUGCGAAUAUCUAGGGUUUCCGAAUCCAUAGUAGCAGCUGAAGAUCAUCAUCCUCAAGAUGACGACGAUGGAGAGCUUGAUCGGGUUGGUUAACAGAAUCCAGCAAGCUUGCACGGUGCUCGGUGACUAUGGCGGUGCCGACAACAACUCCUUCCUUUCUCUCUGGGAAGCUCUCCCUUCCGUCGCCGUCGUCGGUGGCCAGAGUUCCGGUAAGUCUUCGGUUUUAGAGAGCAUCGUUGGACGUGACUUUCUGCCUAGAGGAUCAGGGAUUGUGACGAGGCGUCCAUUGGUGUUGCAGCUUCAUAAGAUUGAAGGGGAAGCAGAGGAGCAUGCUGAGUUUCUUCACAUGCCAAGGAGAAAGAUAACUGAUUUUGCCGUAGUCCGCAAGGAAAUUCAGGAUGAAACUGAUAGGGUAACGGGAAGGACAAAACAAAUAUCUCCUGUUCCAAUUCAUCUUAGCAUUUAUUCUCCACAUGUUGUCAACCUAACUUUGAUUGAUUUACCGGGGUUGACUAAAGUUGCUGUAGAGGGACAGCCCGACAGUGUUGUUCAAGACAUUGAAGAUAUGGUCCGAUCUUAUAUUGAGAAGCCUAAUUGUAUCAUAUUAGCAAUAUCUCCGGCCAACCAAGACAUAGCAACUUCUGAUGCUAUUAAAAUUUCUAGGGAAGUGGAUCCCUCAGGUGAGAGGACAUUCGGAGUCUUGACAAAGCUGGAUUUGAUGGACAAAGGAACUAAUGCAUUGGAUGUCCUUGAAGGAAGAUCUUAUCGUCUGCAACAUCCUUGGGUUGGUGUAGUAAAUCGAUCCCAAGCAGAUAUCAAUAAAAUGGUUGAUAUGAUUGUUGCUAGACGCAAGGAGCGUGAAUAUUUUGCAACCAGUCCUGACUAUGGGCACUUAGCCAAUAAAAUGGGUUCGGAAUACCUUGCAAAACUUCUUUCACAGCACUUGGAGUCAGUAAUUAGGGCACGGAUACCUAGUAUAACAUCUUUGAUAAACAAAACCAUCGAAGAACUUGAGUCAGAGAUGGAUCAUCUUGGGAGACCAAUUGCUGUUGAUGCUGGGGCUCAACUAUACACCAUCCUAGAACUUUGCCGCGCAUUUGAUCGGAUAUUCAAGGAGCAUUUAGAUGGAGGGCGGCCAGGAGGAGAUAGGAUAUAUAAUGUCUUUGACAAUCAGCUUCCUGCUGCUUUACGGAAGCUUCCAUUUGACCGACAUCUUUCUCUUCAGAAUGUAAAGAAAGUGGUGUCAGAGGCAGAUGGUUACCAGCCUCACUUAAUUGCCCCAGAGCAAGGUUACCGGCGCCUGAUUGAGGGGUCUCUUAGUUACUUUAGAGGCCCAGCUGAAGCUUCAGUUGAUGCAGUUCACCUUGUCUUAAAAGAACUUGUGAGGAAAUCAAUAGCUGAAACUCAGGAACUGAAACGUUUCCCGACUCUUCAAGCCGAAAUAGCUGCAGCUACAAGUGAGUCUUUAGAGAGGUUUCGUGAAGAGAGUAAGAAGACAACUGUUCGGCUUGUGGAUAUGGAAUCAUCGUAUCUCACAGUGGAGUUCUUCCGGAGACUUCCUCAAGAAGUGGAGAAAGCUGGAAAUCCAGCUAAUCCAGCUCCCUCAAAUGUGGAUCGGUAUGGAGAGGGGCAUUUCAGGAGAAUUGGAUCAAAUGUGUCAUCCUAUAUAGGUAUGGUAUCAGACACUCUCAGGAACACGAUUCCAAAGGCUGUGGUCUAUUGUCAAGUUCGAGAAGCAAAACAGUCAUUGCUAAACCAUUUCUACACACAAAUAGGGAAGAAAGAGGCUAAACAGCUGUCACAGUUGUUAGAUGAAGACCCUGCCUUGAUGGAGAGGAGACAACAAUGUGCUAAAAGGCUUGAACUGUAUAAAGCAGCAAGGGAUGAAAUUGAUUCUGUUUCUUGGACACGAUGAUGAUCUUGGUUGCUAUUUGACUGUAUUCAACGCUUGUAUAGAUAGCGAUUGCUUUUGGGUUGGCUAGACCCACAUAUGAUUUUUUUAUGUAGUUUCUAUUAGUUUAUUGUUCAGCCAUUUUAUAUUCCUUUCUUGGUUGUAGGAUAACGUUGGCGUUGAUUAUUUGUUUUUAGUCAGAUGGGGGGCAUGUAAAUCAACACAGACUUUGCUUAUUUUUUAUGGAUUACAUGCUUGCAAUGUGUUUGUUCUGAGUUUGAAUA
Molecule: messenger RNA, 2340 nt
Organism: Gastrolobium bilobum
Lineage: Eukaryota; Viridiplantae; Streptophyta; Magnoliopsida; Fabales; Fabaceae
Product: phragmoplastin DRP1E-like
Exons: 15
Coding region: 224-2080 (618 amino acids)
Cellular component (GO): membrane; microtubule; cytoplasm
Molecular function (GO): microtubule binding; GTP binding; GTPase activity
Source: RefSeq, a predicted model, not a curated record